This is a messenger RNA of Kwoniella botswanensis, 2532 nucleotides long. RefSeq lists its product as uncharacterized. The transcript has 5 exons. Gene Ontology annotation, biological process: ergosteryl 3-beta-D-glucoside catabolic process. Bases 1 to 2532 code for a protein of 843 amino acids. Lineage: Eukaryota; Fungi; Basidiomycota; Tremellomycetes; Tremellales; Cryptococcaceae. The record is from RefSeq and is a predicted model, not a curated record. Gene Ontology annotation, molecular function: steryl-beta-glucosidase activity.
AUGGUCCCACCACCUACUCGAUCACCAGUAACAGGUAACCCCGUUCCACCCUACUACAUCCACUCCGAUACGUUGAAUUUCCGAGAUGUACACGGUCGAUCACUUUUACUUCGAGGAGUGAACUUAUCAGGAUCAGCCAAGAACCCCAAUGGACAGCCAUCGCAUAUUAGACAGAACUUCUGGGAAUCGGCAGAAGCGGGUGAAGGAGAUUUCAUGAAUAACCCAUUGAAUCUUGAGGAUGGUUCAGCCGAUAUACAUCUAGCCAGAUUGAGAGCAUGGGGUUAUAACAUGUUGAGAUACGUCUUCACAUGGGAGAGUUUGGAGCACAAGGGUCCGAAACAGUAUGAUUACGAGUAUAUGGACUAUAUAAUAAAGGUGUUGAGGAAAUGUAAAGAAUGGGGGUUUAGGGUGUUUAUGGAUCCUCAUCAGGACGUGUGGUCAAGAUUCACUGGUGGAUCCGGCGCACCAUUAUGGACCCUCUACGCCUGUGGUAUAGAUCCUUACGGUCUCAUGCCAACCGCAUCAGCAUACAUACAUUGUGAAUGGCCCAAUGCCGAGAACCCCAAACCAGAGGAGUUCCCAGCAAUGAUAUGGGGGACGAAUUAUACUCGACUGGCUGGACAGACCAUCUGGACAUUGUUCUUUGCUGGUAAAACGUUCGCUCCGAAAUGUAUCAUUGAUGGCAAGAACAUACAAGAUUACUUGCAAGAUCACUUUAUCGACGCUGUCGGUACAUUGGCGAAGAAGAUAAGUGAAGAAGCGAGUGAUCUCUUGGAUGAAUGUGUCAUUGGAUGGGAUAGUGUGAACGAACCUGGAGAAGGAUUGAUAGGACACCACGAUCUAUCGAAGAUCCCGGAUGAACAGCAACUCAAGAAAGGACCAACACCCACGCCGAUAGAAGGUAUGCGAUUAGGUGAAGGACAGCCUCAACAAGUUCAAAUCUGGAAUUUCGGUGCGAUGGGUCCUUAUAGAGGUGGACAUGAGCUUAUCGAUCCGAAAGGAAGAAAGCUGUGGUUAAGUAAGGAAGAUGAUGAGAAGAGAGGUGGUGGGAAAUGGGGUUGGACAAGAGGUGAAAGCUGGGAGAUGGGCAAGUGCAUCUGGGCACAACACGGUGUAUGGGAUCCCACUACUGGCGCGCUCUUACAACCCGAUUACUUUGUCACUUCACCCGAAGAUCCAGCCCAUGAAGUCGAAUUCGUCGCCGAUUUCUGGUCCUUGCAUUGGUUAUCCUACUCCUCUCGAAUCAGAAUACAUCAUCCCGAAUCAAUUCAUUUCAUUCAAGCGCCCGUACUGAAACAACCACCCAAAUUACCCAAAUCGUUCCUCAAGGACAGGGCAUGCUCAUCACCGCAUUUCUACGAUGGGUUGACGUUGAUGACCAAACAUUGGAAUUGGUUUAACGCCGAUGCGAUAGGUGUGAUAAGGAAGAAGUACUGGUCGAUCGUCCAAGCUGUUAGAGUUGGUGAACAGAAUAUAAGGAAUAUGGUUCAAGGUGAACUGGGAGUAUUGAAGCAGGACACGGUAGAUAUACUUGGUAGUUAUCCGACAUUGAUAGGAGAAAUUGGUAUACCUUAUGACAUGGAUGGGAAGAAAGCUUAUGGCUAUGUCGAUGGUGGAAGAGGAGAAGGUGAUUACUCCAGUCAACAAAGAGCACUGGACUGUUCGAUGAAUGCCUGUGACGGACCCAACUGUUUGAAUUAUACGAUUUGGAACUAUGUUCCUGAUCAUUGUCACGAGUGGAGUGACAACUGGAACGGUGAAGAUCUCUCAUUAUGGAGCAAAGAUGAUAUGCCUCGAGAAACUUUCCAUGACGAAUCGAAGUCUUCUCCCGUAAUCAACUCAUCCUUAUCUAUUCCCACUUCCUCGUCGACCACUUUAGCCGUCUCUCGAUCGACCACACCCAAAGUACCAUUCACGCUAGAGUCGAUUUCAGCCGGCGAUAUUCCACCUUCGUUGAUUCUUGAUGGAUCACGAGCCUUAUCAGCUUUCUGUAGACCCUUCCCAAUCAAAACCGUCGGUGUACCCGAUCGAAUCGAUUUCGACAUUGCCACCACCACGUUCAAAUACGUCGUCAGGGUGAAAUCCAACGAUAUAGCUUCGGAUCAAAUUGCGACGGAGAUCUACGUACCUUACGUACAUUACGCAUCGAGCUUGGGAUUGGAAACAUCAGAUGUCGAUCUAGGAGGAGAUAAUUCAAGAUUGUCUUCUAGAAAUUCAUCAAGUCUAUCCUUGAUCAACGGAGACGAUAAAGAUAAAAGGAAUGGUACUUCAACUGUCAGAUCGGUCAAUCCAUCCAUCAGGAACAAAGAUGAUAUCAAUCUCGAAUUAGAUAUCGAUGUGAAGGUCACUCAUGGUAGAUAUGAGAUAAAUGGCCAGACGUUGACUUGGUAUUAUGAUGUUCCGUCCACAUCGGUAGAAGAGAAAUAUGAGAUUCAGAUCAAAAGGAAUGGAGGAGCAUUAAGGAAAGAUGUAGGAUUUGUCCAACAGGGUAGUUGGUUUGAUGUAUGUCCAAGUGGUUGUGUAAUUGCUUAA